Messenger RNA from Rotaria sordida, 255 nucleotides. NCBI's taxonomy places the organism in Eukaryota, Metazoa, Rotifera, Eurotatoria, Philodinida, Philodinidae. The record is from the annotation of a GenBank genome assembly.
AUGUGGUUUUGUAUUGAUUAUCGCCGUUUAAAUGCUAUUACAAUUAAAGAUGCAUUUCCACUUCCUCGCUUUGAUGAAAUAUUUGAUCAAUUAUCCGAUGCAAUGUAUUAUACUAAAUUUGAUUUUAAAUAUGGUUAUCUUCAAGUACCUCUAUCUAAAGAGGACUGUCCUAAAACUGCUUUUUCAAUUCGUGACAAUCAAUAUCAAUUUAUUGUACUUCCACAAGGAAUAACCAACAGAUUCGCAACUUUUUAA